GGCCAUUUUACACAUUAAUAUCGAUUAAUGCUCCAUGGUGAAUGAAAAGAGUAUAUGUAUAACAGUCGUUCCCCAUUUGCUAACUUAACAUGUAUUGCCCAACGUUUUUAUUCCUUUACAAAAAGAUUCAAUUGUUACGUGUUAUAGGUCUCAGCUAUAAAUAUAAUGAUUCUUUGUCAAAGUUGAGUAUAUCCAACCACUCUCAUCGCGUGCUUAUCCCUUUGAUUUUCCACGAAAAAUGCAACGAGCCAUUUCGCGCUCAUCAAAGAUUCACUUGUUUAAUUGCCCUGGCCUGGUGGAAACAUUAAAUGCUUUAGCCCUAGUCUCUGAAUAUUAAAUUGCUUGAUUGUAACGAUCUGAGAGAAUAUACUAUUAUGCAAAAAUUGACGCUUCAACUGAGCUCAUUUGAAAUUUGAAGCGUCAGUGGUAGUGCGAAACCGACAUGGAGAAAGUAUUCGACUGCUCGUGCUAUCAAAUUACCAAGCGUGGCUUACAAUGCAUCGGCCAUUGGCCAUUCCAAUCGUGGAGGGACAGAGUCUUUCUUAGAUGUAUAACCUUUUUCGUUAUAAGUACAAUAUUAGUGCCGAAGAUAAUUAAGCUCAUAGAGUCAUUGAAUGAUUUGGAUAUGGUCCUUGAAUGCUUACCGAUUAUCGGAUGUUACCUAUUAGGCCUAAUCAAGUUUUUCAACUGGAUGAUAAUGGAGAAUCAUAUGAAACAGUUGUUACUAAUGAUCCAAAGGACUUGGGAAGAUUUGAAAGUGGAAUCUGAACUCGAAGUAUUGCGCCAGUAUUUGGGCCAAUCGCGGCGUUUGAAUAUAGCUUACACAAUAUGCUUCUACUCGGUACUUGCGCUUUACUUCUGUUCACCGGCAGUCCCCAAAAUUUUGGAUGUUCUGAAACCAUUGAAUGAGAGUCGGCCUCGACUAUUUCUCUACCAUACCGAAUUUUUCAUCGAUCAAGACAGAUAUUAUGUAUACCUGUUGAUUCAUGCUUACCUAACUGUACCUGUUGGCCUCUCAUAUAUCGUUGUUUUUGACAAUUUAUUUUCAACUCUCAUCCAUCACGCCUGCGGGAUGAUUGAAAUAUUGAAAUUACGUUUAGAAGCAUUGCACCUUAAUAACACUGUCAAAGGAUCAACUAAAUUUCAAAUGAUAAUGAAUCGCAUAAGAACAACUUCUACUCUUCAAAGUCAAAUUUUCAAGUUUGUUGAAACACUAGAGGCUGCGUACAGCAUUGCCCUCUUGAUUAUUGUUGGGGUUAAUAUGAUAUUAAUUGUGACUGGUAAUAUCGCAGCUCUUAUCAAAGUAUCUCAUCCAAAUGAAAUGGUCAGGGUUAUAAUUGUUAACAUGUGUGCACUCACUCAUUUAUUCUGGAGCAGCUGGUUAGGACACAACCUGAUUGUGCAGAGCGAGCACGUCUUCCUUUCAACGUCAGUAUAUGUAUAUCUCCGAAAAUUCUUCAUAUUACUGUUAAUAUUUGCACUAUUUAAGCAUCAGAUUUGUAUUUGGAUGUUUAGAUAUCAGAGCAAAUGGUACCUGUUACCUUGUCAAUUACAAUCAAUGCUCAUUCCCAUUAUGGUGAGGAGCAUGAAGCCCUGUCGACUAACGGCAGGGAAGUUGUAUACUAUGUCUAUGGAAAGUUUUGGAACAACGUUGAAAAUGAUGAUGUCGUUUAUGACAGUUUUAAAUUCUAUGCGAUAAAUAGUAUAAUUUCGAAAAUUUUGUCACUGAACGCUUCAAACACUAAUAGGUAACUGACUGAAACGACAAAUUUCAACACCAAAUGGAUUUUACCCUUGAAAAGGUAAAAUAACAAAUUCUGCAAUGUAGUAUCGGUUUAUCAGUUGGUUUCAAAAUAAUAAGAUAUUAUUAUUAUA
This is a messenger RNA of Diachasmimorpha longicaudata, 1875 nucleotides long. RefSeq lists its product as uncharacterized. Gene Ontology annotation, biological process: sensory perception of smell; detection of chemical stimulus involved in sensory perception of smell. Bases 443 to 1699 code for a protein of 418 amino acids. Lineage: Eukaryota; Metazoa; Arthropoda; Insecta; Hymenoptera; Braconidae. Gene Ontology annotation, cellular component: plasma membrane. Gene Ontology annotation, molecular function: odorant binding; olfactory receptor activity. The transcript is spliced from 8 exons. The record is from RefSeq and is a predicted model, not a curated record.